AUGAACCAGAUCAAUCACACUACAGUGAAGGAAUUUGUCUUCUUGGCACUGACGCCCUUCCGAGAGCUGGAGCUCUUCUUGUUUGUGGUCUUCUUUUCAGUGUACGUGACGAUGGUGCUGGGGAAUGCCCUGAUCGUGGUCAUUGUCACCUCAGAAUCCCGCCUCCACACCCCCAUGUACUUCCUUCUGAGGAACAAAUCAAUCCUGGACAUUGUGUUUUCCUCCAUCACCGUUCCUAAGUUCCUGGUAGAUCUUUUAUCAGAGAAGAAAACCAUCUCCUACCAUGGCUGCAUGGCACAGAUAUUCUUCUUCCACUUUGCUGGCGGGGCAGAUAUUUUUUUCCUCUCUGUCAUGGCCUGUGAUAGAUACCUGGCAAUUGCCAAACCCCUGCACUACAUGACCAUCAUGAGGAAAGAAGUAUGGAUGGCCUUGGUGGUGGCUUCCUGGGUAGGUGGUGGCUUGCAUUCUAUUGUCCAGAUAUUUCUUCUGCUUCCCCUCCCCUUCUGUGGCCCCAACACCCUGGAUGCCUUCUACUGUGACGUGCCCCAGGUGGUGAGGCUGGCCUGCACGGACACCUUUGCGUUAGAGCUUCUCCUGAUCUCCAACAAUGGGCUGGUCACACUGCUGUGGUUCCUCCUCCUCCUGGGCUCCUACACGGUCAUUCUGGUGAUGCUAAGAUCCCAUUCUGGGGAAGGACGGAAAAAAGCCCUCUCCACCUGUACCUCCCACAUCCUGGUGGUGACUCUCCAUUUCAUGCCCUGCGUUUACAUCUACUGUCGGCCCUUCAUCACCCUGCCCAUGGACACGGCCGUGUCCAUCAAUAACACCGUGGUCACCCCCAUGCUGAACCCCAUGAUCUACACCCUGAGGAACCAAGAGAUGAAGUCAGCCAUGCGGAGACUGCAGAGGAGACUUGGGCCCUCUCAGGGCGAGAAGCUAGGGUGA
Molecule: messenger RNA, 945 nt
Organism: Perognathus longimembris pacificus (Pacific pocket mouse)
Lineage: Eukaryota; Metazoa; Chordata; Mammalia; Rodentia; Heteromyidae
Product: olfactory receptor 4D6
Exons: 1
Coding region: 1-945 (314 amino acids)
Biological process (GO): G protein-coupled receptor signaling pathway
Cellular component (GO): membrane
Molecular function (GO): G protein-coupled receptor activity; olfactory receptor activity
Source: RefSeq, a predicted model, not a curated record